This is a messenger RNA of Tilletiopsis washingtonensis, 862 nucleotides long. RefSeq lists its product as hypothetical. Gene Ontology annotation, biological process: mRNA export from nucleus. Gene Ontology annotation, cellular component: nucleus. Lineage: Eukaryota; Fungi; Basidiomycota; Exobasidiomycetes; Entylomatales. Gene Ontology annotation, molecular function: mRNA binding. The transcript has 6 exons. The coding region runs from base 137 to 766 and encodes 209 amino acids. The record is from RefSeq and is a predicted model, not a curated record.
GUCGUUGGACAUCGCCGCGCACCUCACGCUGCCUCCUUUGCCUUUUGACCUUCGCACAGCUUUCUAACGCACGUCUACCUCCCUUCUCGCGCCGCAUCUCGUCUUGCACAGUCUGCCAACCUCGACAAGUCGCUCGAUGACCUCGUGUCCUCCAACCGCAAGCCGCGCGCCGCUCGCGGUGGCCGCGGUGCUGGCAACAGCCAGCCGCAGCAGCGCCGCAGCGGCGGCUCGGCCGGUGUGCACGCCAAGGCUGCCGCGCUCGGCCAGGCGUCGCUCGUUCGGCAGCAAGAUCAUCGUUUCCAACCUGCCGAUCGACGUGACGGAGCCGCAGGUCAAGGAGCUCUUCUCGACGUCCAUCGGCCCGCUCAAGAAGGUCGUCAUGAGCUUCCGCGCCAACGGCACGUCGACCGGCACGGUGACCGUCGAGUUCCAGCGCGCCGAGGACGCCAACCGCGCGUACCAGCAGUACAACAACCGCCUCAUCGACGGCAAGAAGGCCAUCCGCAUCGAGGUCGUCGUCGACCCGGCCCGCGCCGCCGCCAUGGCGCAGCAGCAGGCCGCGCUUGCCGCUCAGUCGCAGUCCAUGCGUGCGCCUGCCGCGCCGCGUGCUCCGCGCGGCGGAGCCGCUGCCGGCGCCCGUGGUGGCCGUGGCGCUGCCCGCGGCGGCCGUGCGCCGCGCGAGCCGAAGCCCAAGAAGACGCUGGAGGAUCUGGACGCCGAGAUGGAGGACUACUCGACGAAGGCCGGCGAGGCGAACCAGGCCUAAUGCGACGACUCGUGCUUCUGCCGACGGAGAGCUUCUUUCUUGGCGCCGCCUGUCCCGUACCUCCUGAAUCGAAUCCUCUCUAUGCCCAGCGAUCAA